Molecule: messenger RNA, 2510 nt
Organism: Olea europaea var. sylvestris
Lineage: Eukaryota; Viridiplantae; Streptophyta; Magnoliopsida; Lamiales; Oleaceae
Product: probable methyltransferase PMT21
Exons: 9
Coding region: 462-2255 (597 amino acids)
Cellular component (GO): cytoplasm; trans-Golgi network; endosome
Molecular function (GO): methyltransferase activity
Source: RefSeq, a predicted model, not a curated record
AUGACAUACUCCAAAUUCACCCCCACAAUGAGAGAGAGAAGUAAGAACACAGAAAGAGAGAUUCUUUAAAAUUGCAAUAAAAAAUAAUCCAGAAAGAAGACAGCUAGCGAGGCACAAGGAAUGAAAAGUGUCGUUCAUUAUCAAGAGUUUAUCUCUUUAUAUAAUACAGAUGCAUUUUAGCAUUUCUAUAUGUGUAAGAAGGGGCUGUGAGUCUGUAUGAUAGCAGGGUAAAGUCCCUCUCUUUCAUUCUCUUCUAAAAUAAUUUCUCAGUGUAUGUAGGAAUAGGAGGGAUCGCUCUUUUGCCACCCCUAAAUUUUGUUGGGUUCUUGGAUUCUUCAAAGUAAAGAGUUGUUCUUAACAUUUGUUUUGAUACUCUGUUAAGGGUGUGUGUAUUGAAGAUCUGAUUUUGGACUAGGGAAUUUCUCUUUGCCUUGAAGUUAGGAUAAAUAAAUUCUGAGAUCAUGAAGCACAAAGAUGGAAAACCAUUUCCACCCGAUAAAAGUUCCAGGACGGUCCCCAUGGCAAUAGUUUUUUUGGUGCUGUGUGGAUUUUCAUUCUAUCUUGGUGGAAUAUUUUGUUCAGAGAAGAACAAAUAUGUAACUGAUGACACCACUGAAGCGAUUGAUACUGCCCAGGAAAUGGCCACCGGCACUCUCCAAGCGAAAGCCGUAACCUUUUCCGUAUGCAGCAUAGAGUAUCAGGACUACACGCCAUGCACAGAUCCAAGGAGAUGGAAGAAGUACGGUCUUCACCGGCUUACUUUUCUAGAGCGCCAUUGCCCUCCUAUAUUUGAAAGGAAGGAAUGCUUAAUUCCCCCUCCUGAUGGCUAUAAGUUACCCAUCAGAUGGCCUAAGAGCAGAGAUGAAUGCUGGUACAGAAAUGUUCCAUACAACUGGAUUAACAAACAAAAGUCGAAUCAACACUGGCUUAGGAAAGAAGGGGAAAAGUUCUUCUUCCCUGGUGGCGGCACCAUGUUCCCCAAUGGUGUUAGUGCUUAUGUUGAUUUGAUGCAAGAUCUGAUACCGGGAAUGAAAGAUGGAACUAUUCGGACUGCAAUUGAUACUGGGUGCGGGGUUGCAAGCUGGGGAGGUGAUUUAUUGGAUCGUGGGAUUCUAACAGUCUCGCUUGCCCCGAGAGAUAAUCAUGAGGCUCAAGUUCAAUUUGCUCUGGAACGUGGAAUUCCAGCAAUUCUGGGCAUCAUCUCGACACAGAGACUUCCUUUCCCUUCGAAUUCUUUUGACAUCGCACAUUGCUCAAGAUGCCUUAUUCCAUGGACUGAAUUUGGUGGAAUUUAUCUUCUAGAAGUGCAUCGUAUACUUCGGCCAGGGGGUUUCUGGGUACUAUCGGGUCCCCCAGUAAACUACGAGCACCGGUGGAGAGGAUGGAACACAACUAUUGAAGAACAGAGAUCAGAUUAUGAAAAGUUGCAAGAAUUGCUAACUUCAAUGUGUUUCAAGUUAUAUAACAAAAAAGAUGACAUUGCUGUUUGGCAGAAGUUAUCUGAUAACAGUUGCUAUAAAAGGCUUGAGAACCCCGACAUUUACCCCCCAAAGUGUGAUGAUGGUACCGAACCAGAUUCUGCAUGGUACACUCCAAUUCGGCCCUGUGUUGUUUCUCCGAAUCCCAAGUACAAGAAAGUAGCUUUAAAAUCCCUCCCAAAAUGGCCACAAAGACUUCAUGCUGCUCCAGAGCGUGUUUCUGAUGUUCGUGGCGGUAGCGAUGGUGCUUUUAACCAUGAUGACAGCAAAUGGAUAACACGGGUGAAGCACUACAAGAAGUUGGUCCCUGCAAUCGGGACGGAUAAAAUAAGAAAUGUGAUGGACAUGAACACUCUGUAUGGAGGUUUUGCUGCUGCUUUAACUGACUAUCCCUUGUGGGUCAUGAAUGUAGUUUCCUCCUAUGCUGCAAAUACACUUCCUGUUGUGUAUGACAGGGGCCUCAUAGGAACCUACCAUGACUGGUGUGAGGCUUUCUCCACAUAUCCUCGAACAUAUGAUCUCCUUCAUCUAGAUGGUUUUUUCACUGCUGAAAGUCACAGGUGCGAAGUGAAGUACGUUCUUCUUGAGAUGGAUCGAAUCCUCCGGCCAAAUGGGUACGUGAUCAUCCGGGAAUCGAGCUAUUUUGUUGAAUCUGUUGCUACCAUAGCCAAGGGGAUGAGAUGGGGAUGUCGUAGAGAAGACACCGAAUAUGGUUCUGAUAAGGAGAAGAUUCUAAUUUGUCAGAAAAAACUAUGGUAUUACUCUAAGCAAAAUUGAAGGGCAUAAAUCAAUAAAUACAAGCUCUGCACACGUCUCUUAUAGAGAUAAGGCAUAUUCAUUAUACUGCAAUAUAGGAGAGAUUGAAACUUGGAUACCACUCACAGGAAAUGCUGUUAAGUUCUUGUUUUGAAACUGUAGAAUUAGCCAGAUAAUAACAAGGUUUAUCUGAUUUAUAGUUAUUAUUUGACACAAAAUAUUCUUUGUAAGGCUCUUUGAUGAUAUUUUAUUGUAUUGUUUGGAUUUUAUGAUUAA